GGGAGCGCGGCGGCGCCGGCCCGGGCUCGGGGGGCGUCGGGGCCGCGGCGGGGCGUCCGGGCGGGCCUAGCGCGGGCGAUGGGCGCGCAGGGGCUGCGGGACGGGCCGGCAUGGCGGCCUGCGUCGGGGACGCGGUGGAGGACUUCCGGGUGGGCCAGCUGCUGGGCAAGGGCUCCUUCGCCGGCGUCUACAGGGCCGUGUCGCUGCACACCGGCCUGGAGGUGGCCAUCAAGAUGAUAGACAAGAAAGCCAUGUACAAGGCCGGCAUGGUGCAGCGAGUGCAGAACGAGGUGAAGAUCCAUUGCCAGCUGAAGCACCCGGCCAUCCUGGAGCUCUACAACUACUUCGAAGACAGCAAUUACGUGUACUUGGUCCUGGAAAUGUGCCACAACGGGGAGAUGAACAGGUACCUGAAGAACAGAGGGAAGCCGUUUUCAGAAAACGAAGCUCGGCUCUUCAUGCGCCAGAUCAUCGCCGGCCUGCUCUACCUCCACUCCCACGGCAUCCUGCACCGGGACCUCACGCUCUCCAACCUCCUGCUCACGCGCAACAUGAACGUCAAGAUCGCCGACUUCGGGCUGGCCACGCAGCUGCGGCUGCCGCACGAGAAGCACUACACACUCUGCGGCACCCCCAACUACAUCUCGCCCGAGAUCGCCACCCGCAGCGCCCACGGCCUCGAGUCCGACGUCUGGUCCCUGGGCUGCAUGUUCUACACGCUGCUCGUCGGGCGGCCGCCCUUCGACACGGACACCGUCAGGAACACGCUGAACAAGGUCGUGCUGGCCGACUACGAGGUGCCGGCGUUCCUGUCGCGAGAGGCCAGGGACCUCGUCCGGCAGCUGCUGCGGCGCAACCCCGCGGACCGCCCGAGUCUGUCUUCGGUCCUGGACCAUCCCUUCAUGUCCCGGCACGCUCCCCCGCAGGGCAGGGACGUGGCCACCGUGGAGGACUCCAUCGACAGUGGCCACGCCACCCUCUCCACUGCGGUCACGGCCUCCAGCGCCAGCAUGAGCGGGAGUUUUUCUGGCAGGAAGAGACUGACGGUGGGUCAGCCGCUCCCGAGCAAGAUGACUGUCUUUCCCCAGAAAAACUCGAGUGGCGUCUCUUGCUCCGGAGAUGGGAGCGGUUUCUUUGCUCCGUGGGGACACGAAGCCCCCGAGAGCAGCAGCGGCCGGCGGGGGAGAGGCACGCAGGACGCCGAGGAGAGGCCGCGGUCCCGGUACCUCCGGAGGGCCCAUUCCUCGGAGCGCUCGGGCCCCGCUGACGGCCGACCUCGGGCCAGGACCCACCCCAUGGAGCGGUGCCACUCGGCCGAAAUGCUCGCAUGGUCCAGGGGGUGCGGAGGAGACGCCGGGGCGGAAGGGCACUUGCCCGCAGACAGCCUUGCCAGCGUGUUCCCCUCCAGAGAACAGACGGCCAACGGUUCCGGGUGUUUUGAGGAGCCUGGAGACGGCCGUGCUCUUCAUCUUUGUCCAGGGAAAACUCCAUUUUCGUUUCCACACCAGACAUCUCAGACCGAAAUGGUGCCCCGGUGGUUUGGGAAUCUGCAAAUAAAUGACCCCGACGCCUGGGAGAAGGCCGAGGCUCCCGCCGACUUGCGCCCCGCCCAGCCGCCACACUCCGAGAAGUGCCCGCCGGUGUUUCCCGGCCCGCCCGAGGCGCAGCUCAGGGAAUCCCCGCCGGGCGCCCAGAGAAGCUCGCUGCGGAGCGUGACGUGCCCGCUGACGGCCCGCAGGCUGAAGCCCAUCCGGCAGAAGACCAAGAAGGCUGUGGUGAGCAUCCUGGACUCGGAGGAGGUGUGUGUGGAGCUGCUGAAGGAGGCGGCGGGGCAGGAGCACGUGAGGGAGGUGCUGCAGAUCUCCAGCGACGGCGCCCGGAUCACGAUCUAUUACCCGAACGACGGGAGAGGCCUCCCCCUGACCGACAGACCACCCUCGCCUCCUGCCAGCACCAGCAGUUUCCACUUUGACAGCUUACCAGAAAAAUACUGGCGGAAAUACCAAUACGCGUCCAGAUUUGUACAGCUUGUCCGAUCUAAAUCUCCCAAAAUCACUUACUUCACAAGAUACGCCAAAUGCAUUUUGAUGGAGAAUUCUCCCGGUGCCGACUUUGAGGCUUGGUUUUAUGACGGCGCCAAGAUCCACAAAAAGGAAGCCGUGGUCCAGGUGACGGAAAGGACGGGCAGCACGCACAGCCUGCCGAGCGGGUACACGGCCCACGGGCUGCCCGAGGGCCUGCGGGGCUACCUGGAGCACGCCGACGAGAGCCACCGGCUGUGUCUGGCCCUGGAAACCGCCAUCUCGGAGGAGGAGAGGAGCAGUGCCGGGGCCUCCUUCUUCCCCAUCAUCGUGGGCAGGAGACCCGGCAGUGCCAGCUCACCGCAAGCCGCGUCCCCGCCGCUGCCCCCCGUGCAGCCGGCCGGCCCUGGGCGAGGCAGCGGAGCCCCCUCGGGGACACAAGCCGCAGCGCCCGGCCCUCCCGCGCUCCGGGACGAAGCCCUCAGCCUUGGGACAAACGCCUCUUCUCCUGCACCGGCGCAGCUGCUGAAAUCUGUCUUUGUGAAAAAUGUCGGCUGGGCUACACAGCUGGCAAGUGGCGCCGUGUGGGUGCAGUUCAACGACGGCUCCCAGCUCCUGGUGCAGGCGGGCGUCUCCUCCGUCAGCUACACCUCCCCCAGCGGCCAGACCACCAGGUAUGGGGAAAAUGAAAAGCUGCCGGAAUGCAUCAGGCAGAAGUUACAGUGUCUGUCCUCCAUCCUCCUGAUGUUUUCUAACCCCGCACCUGGUGCGCUCUGACGAAAGGUGUCUUGGUAUCUAACGCGAAUAAAUGGCCUCGCUGGCUUCCAAGUCAAGUGCCCUUCAUUCCUGGCCACCGCCGGCGGGCCUUGCACAGGC
Messenger RNA from Sorex fumeus (smoky shrew), 2897 nucleotides. It is a transcript of the gene PLK4, whose product is annotated as polo like kinase 4. The record is from RefSeq and is a predicted model, not a curated record. Gene Ontology annotation, biological process: protein phosphorylation. NCBI's taxonomy places the organism in Eukaryota, Metazoa, Chordata, Mammalia, Eulipotyphla, Soricidae. The coding region runs from base 111 to 2798 and encodes 895 amino acids. Gene Ontology annotation, molecular function: ATP binding; protein kinase activity; protein binding. The transcript has 16 exons.